AAUCACCGCGAGUGGCACCCUGUUCUAAUCCAAAUACUCUAGACGUAAACCGACACAUCACAGCAUUUGUCUCUGGUUAGAAAUGCAAAGCCCGACGUUCGCGUCGUACAGGGAUUUGGAGCAAUCUCCACGAGCCAUGUAUAUGCGCGACUGGCGGUCAGCCAUACGAACGCCCACCUAUAGGAUCGGGAAUCGAACGGUUCGUUUCAACUACCAUUUUGCACUGCUGGUCCUUGGCGUUGUGGCUCUGGUCUUGUUGUUUUACUACGCCCGCCAAGGCUCGAGAUCCUCAUCGGACGGCUAUUGGCUGCGACAAAGUUAUACGGAUGCCAAGAGUCUGGACAUUAGAUACAAUGUGGGAUACAAUGCCACCUAUCCAUUAACGCCGCCGAUAGCUUUACACGGUGGCGUUAUCAAUUUUCGCAUUGCCAUGAUUGCAGAUCUAGAUACCAACUCCAAGGUGGUCAAGGCCGAUGGCAGCGCAACGUGGCGAAGUUAUUUAAAGAAGGGCUAUCUAACAUAUACAGUGUCGAAGAGCGAGAUACAAAUAAAGUGGGAUGACGGAACACCCACGUCACUAGAGUCGGCUUUCGCAUUGAAGGGACGUGGCAUGGAGUUGUCCGAAUUGGUCACUUUCAAUGGUCGCCUACUUAGCUUCGACGAUCGCACUGGCCUGAUUUAUGAGUUGAUCAAGGACAAGCCCAUUCCAUGGGUGAUUCUCUUGGAUGGUGAUGGACACAGCGCAAAAGGCUUCAAGUCAGAGUGGGCAACGGUGAAGCAACAAACGCUAUACGUCGGCUCCAUGGGAAAGGAGUGGACCACUAGCAUGGGUGACUUCGAGAACUAUAAUCCCAUGUAUGUGAAAGCAAUAAGUCCUUCAGGAGAAGUGAGAUCCCUUAAUUGGGCAGAAAACUUUAAACGACUGAGGUUGGAAUCGUAUCAGAUCACAUGGCCGGGCUAUAUGAUACACGAAAGCGGUGCAUGGUCGGAUGUGCAUAAACGCUGGUUCUUUCUACCUCGUCGAUGUUCCCGUGAGAAAUAUAACGAAACUCGAGAUGAGCACAUGGGCUGUAAUCUUCUGGUGUCUGCCGAUGAGAAUUUCUACAGUAUUGAGACGAUAAAACUCGACUCGGAAAAUACUUCACCCACACAUGGCUUCUCCAGCUUUAAGUUUUUGCCGGGUACCGAUGAUAGCAUCAUUAUUGCAUUAAAAUCAGAAGAACUCAAUGGCAAGACUUCCACCUUCAUCACAGCCUUCAACUUGAGUGGUAAAACCCUGCUGAGCGAGACGAGAAUCGAAACGGAUUACAAAUACGAGGGUUUUGAAUUCAUUUAGCUGCUAUUAGGAUCCAUACCGCCUCGAUUCUGUAUAUAAUGUAUUAAAAUCUCGUAAACUGUAAGCUUUAUAGACUAGUGAUCAGAAGGAUGCUCGAUUUGCCAUGGAAAAAAAUACUAAAUUAAAUCCGAAGCGACCGCAAUAGCACAAAUUCAAUGUUUAAAUUAUGAAUAGAAUAUUUCAAUAUAUAUAUAGGUAUAUACUUAUAAAUAAAUGUAUGUAUUUAUAUUUAUUUUUAAAUAAAGCAGUAUCAUAAGUACGUACGAAACUCAGUACAAACUUAUUAAGGCA
Molecule: messenger RNA, 1627 nt
Organism: Drosophila willistoni
Lineage: Eukaryota; Metazoa; Arthropoda; Insecta; Diptera; Drosophilidae
Product: apyrase
Exons: 2
Coding region: 83-1336 (417 amino acids)
Biological process (GO): proteoglycan biosynthetic process
Molecular function (GO): UDP phosphatase activity; GDP phosphatase activity; calcium ion binding
Source: RefSeq, a predicted model, not a curated record